AUGGAAGCAGAACAACAAUCUGAUAUCAAGGGAACCAUCGCCUUCGACACCCGCGGCAACGUCAUAGAGUCCACGGGCGUGGGAAGCAAGAGAAUCGAAGACAUAGGCGAAUUAUUGCACAUCGCACUCGACGCAGAGGGCUUUGCUCAAGUUCAAGGCGACUCGUUACUAGUACACCUGUACAAACACGGCGAUGUCACUUUGGCAGUGUACAGUGAUCCUAAAUAA
Messenger RNA from Saccharomyces kudriavzevii IFO 1802, 228 nucleotides. RefSeq names its product Ego2p (gene EGO2). Bases 1 to 228 code for a protein of 75 amino acids. The transcript has a single exon. The record is from RefSeq and is a predicted model, not a curated record. Lineage: Eukaryota; Fungi; Ascomycota; Saccharomycetes; Saccharomycetales; Saccharomycetaceae.